Molecule: messenger RNA, 708 nt
Organism: Eremomyces bilateralis CBS 781.70
Lineage: Eukaryota; Fungi; Ascomycota; Dothideomycetes; Eremomycetales; Eremomycetaceae
Exons: 4
Coding region: 1-708 (235 amino acids)
Source: RefSeq, a predicted model, not a curated record
AUGCCUCCACGCAAUCGGUCACUAGGUCGCGACGUCCAUAUCUACGAUGUCAAUGACCGCACUACUGUUCUCGGUGGUCUAAUCCUUACAAAUGGCGUCACGAAUGCCAACUUCUACUCGAUGGUGGAGAUUAUCGUCUUCCAUCUUAUCAUACCCAGGCUAAUCUUUGCUCCGAAUAUAGGUUCUUUCUCGGUUAACAACGAGUCGUGGCUAGUCCGUAUAAUAUUUCAUGCUAGUGGAACUCGUACUCAGUCUUUCCGCGAUACCGUCCGCUCACGGGAUCGUCGAUGCGUUGUAUUUGGGGAGGUUGCAGUUGACGCACAAUUCGACUACUGGGAUGGCUUUGAGGCCGCACACAUCUUUCCAAUAGCCUACGAAGACCAUUGGGAGGCUUACAGCUACAAUCCCUGGAUUACAAUUCUACCGGACAAAGGAGGAACCAUCAACUCAUUAUUUGAUAGCUAUAGCUUCUCGAUCAACCCUGACGAUAAUUACAAGGUUGUAUUCUUCCGCCAUGAUGGGAAAGGCCUUGCUGGAAAGCAUCUUGACCGAAAGCUUCUUGAUAAUCCUCAACGGCCCGUUGAUCAACUGCUGCGAUGGCACUUCGGACAGGCCGUCUUAGCCAAUAUGAGAGGUGCUGGCGAGCCAGUCUUCGAGCACGACUUCCUUCCUGGCUCCGACAUAGCGGUAAUACGUGGGAUAGCGUGA